This is a messenger RNA of Cinclus cinclus, 1545 nucleotides long. It is a transcript of the gene PM20D1, whose product is annotated as peptidase M20 domain containing 1. Gene Ontology annotation, biological process: amino acid metabolic process. Lineage: Eukaryota; Metazoa; Chordata; Aves; Passeriformes; Cinclidae. The coding region runs from base 1 to 1545 and encodes 514 amino acids. Gene Ontology annotation, molecular function: hydrolase activity, acting on carbon-nitrogen (but not peptide) bonds, in linear amides. The transcript is spliced from 13 exons. The record is from RefSeq and is a predicted model, not a curated record.
AUGGCGGCUGGGCGGCGGGUCGUGGCGGUGACUGUGCUGGCGCUGGGCUCGGUAGUGCUGGUGCUGGCGGCCGCCGUCCUGCUCCGCACCUUCGUCCUGCGAGCCCCGGCCGGGGUCCCGCGGCUCUGGGCACGGAGCGCCGGCACCGCCGCCCUCAGCGCCGGCGAGCGGCGGGAGCUGAAGGAGGCGCUGCGAGGGGCCAUUAAAAUCCCAACUGUGUCCAGGUCUCCAGAGGAUUUGAAUACAACUGCCAUGGCAGAAUUUGGGAGUUACAUUCAGAAAGUCUUCCCGGCUGUAUUUUCUUCCAAGUUCAUCCAGCAUGAAAUUGUUGGGGAAUACAGCCACCUGUUUACAGUGCAGGGCUCUGCCCCUAACCUGCUGCCCUACAUGCUGCUGGCACACAUGGAUGUGGUGCCUGCUCCCCCCCAGGGCUGGGAUUUCCCUCCUUUCUCAGCUGCAGAGCAUGAAGGUUUCAUCUACGGACGAGGAACCCUGGAUAACAAAAACUCUGCCAUUGGCAUCCUGCAAGCUCUGGAAUUUCUGCUGAGGAGGAAUUACAGACCCCACCGCUCGUUCUAUGUUGGCAUUGGCCACGAUGAGGAGGUGUCUGGUCUGAAGGGGGCAAGGAAAAUUGCAGCUCUGCUGGAAGCCAGAGGAGUGAAACUCUCCUUCCUGCUGGAUGAGGGGAGCGCGGUGCUGGAUGGGAUCAUUGCCGGCGUGAAGAAGCCAGUGGCUAUGAUUGCUGUCACAGAAAAAGGUUCAAUGACACUGAACUUCACUGUGGAAAAAGAGCCAGGGCAUUCAUCCUUCCCUCCUAAGGAGACAAGUAUUGGUAUUCUGGCAGCAGCCAUGUCCAGGCUGGAGCAGAAUCCCUUGCGCAACCUUUUUGGCCAUGGACCAGAGCUCAUGACUAUGGAGCACCUUGCAGCAGAGUUCAAGUUUCCUCUCAACAUCAUCAUGAGCAAUUUGUGGCUGUUCUCACCUAUUGUCAGCAGAGUCCUUGCCUUGAAACCUUCCACCAAUGCCUUGAUCCGAACAACCACUGCAGUCACCCUGUUUAAUGCAGGAAUCAAGGUGAAUGUCAUCCCUUCCUCUGCCAAAGCCACGGUGAACCUGAGGAUCCACUCAGCUGAGACAGCUGCUGAGGUGCUGGAGGCAGUUAGGAACACCAUUGCUGAUGACAGAGUGAAGAUUGAUGUGGUGGAGGCCUUUGACCCCCUGCCCAUCAGCCCUUGGGAUGAGCACACAUUUGCAAUCCAUAUUUUUCAAAAAACCAUCCUGGACACUUUCCCAGAUGUUGACAGUGUAGUCCCAGGCACGUGCAUUGGAAACACGGACAGCAGACACUUCACCAAUGUCACCAAGGCCAUUUACAGGUUCAACCCCCUGCUCCUGAGCCAGGAUGAUCUCCCCAGGAUCCAUGGGUUGAAUGAAAGAAUCUCCAUUGAGAACUACGAGAAACAGGUGGAGUUCCUGUUCCAGCUGAUCAAGAACUGUGACAUCGAGACACUCCCAGAGCCCCACGCCAGCUCCCACGAGCUCUGA